CAACUGAAAAACCGACUGCAACUCGAAGGCCUCUCUCUCUCCAACAGCAUAGCAGGGAAAGGUUCUCGAAGAAAAGUUCGUCAUCAAUGGCAAAGGAGCAAUCAAUAUCCGUAUCGGAAGCCGUACACAAGAUUCAACUCCGCCUCCUCGACGGAAUUCGUGACGAGAAACUGCUACUGGCCUCCGGUUCCUUGAUUUCUCGAAGCGACUACAAGGAUGUCGUGACCGAAAGGACCAUUUCCAAUACCUGCGGUUACCCUCUGUGCGCCAACCCCUUACCUUCAGAACCCCGUCGAAAAGGCCGCUAUCGAAUCUCUUUAAAAGAACACAAUGUUUAUGAUUUGCAAGAAACUUACAUGUUUUGCUCCACCGAUUGCCUAAUUAAUAGCCGAGCGUUUGCUGGGAGUUUACAAGAAGAGAGGUGUUCGGUUUUGAAUCAUGCGAAACUGAAUGACAUUUUGAGUUUGUUUGGGGACUUGGAUUUGGACGAUAAUGAUUUGGGGAAGAAUGGGGAUUUAGGGUUUUCGAGUUUGAGGAUUAAAGAGAAUGAGGAAGUAAAAGCUGGGGAUGUUUCGUUGGCUGGUCCUUCCAAUGCUAUUGAAGGCUAUGUUCCACAAAGAGAAUUGAUUUCCAAGUCUAUACCUCCUAAAAAUAGCAAAAACACAGUGUUUGAUUCUAGUAGUUCCAAGCUGGGUAGUAAGAAAGAAGAAUAUUUUGUUAAUAAUGAGUUGGUCUUUACUAGUACUAUAAUUAUGAAUGAUGAAUAUACCAUUUCGAAGAAUCCAGGUAGUUUUAAACAGAGUGAAAGAACGAAGCCUAGUAGGAAGAAAGAAGAUUUUGUCAUUAAUGAGAUGGACUUUACUAGUGAAAUAAUCAUGAAUGAUGAAUAUACCAUUUCGAAGAUGCCCUCAGGGUUAAGACAGAGUUGUUUUGAUUCAAAUUUGAAAGAAGUGGAAGGAAAAGGAAUUUGUAAAGACUUUGAGGACAAAUGUGUAAUAUCAGGAUCAUCCUCUGCUUUGAGGGAAAAGGAUUCUAGCAUUGUAGAAUUGCCUUCAACUAAAAAUGUCUACCAGACUGGUUUGGAUACAAGUAGUGCUGAAGCAGAGAAGGAAACCCAUGCUGACAAGGCGGUGGCAUCAAGUGAAACAUUGAUUAAAUCCUCCCUUAAAUCUGCCGGAGCCAAGAACCAUAAUCGCUCUGUUACUUGGGCCGAUAAGAAGAAAGUUGACAAUGCUGGGAAUGGCAAUCUUUGUGAAGUUAAAGACAUGGAAACUAUGAAAGGAGAUUCUGAAAUAUGUGGCAGUGCAGAAGAUGGUGGUGAUGAUAAUAUGUUACGAUUUGUAUCAGCAGAAGCUUGUGCUAUGGCGUUGAGCAAGGCAGCAGAAGCUGUGGCAUCUGGAGAUUCUGAUGUCACUGAUGCUGGUUAUGAAAAUGGGCUUAUCAUAUUGCCAUCUCCAUGUGAGGCAGACAAGGAGGAGCCUAUGGAGGAUGGUGAUAUGCUUGAACCAGAAACAGCCCCUGUAAAGUGGCCCAAAAAACCUGGGAUUCCGCAUUCUGAUAUGUUGAACCCAGAGGACUCAUGGUUUGAUGCUCCUCCGGAGGGUUUCAGUUUGACUCUAUCAACUUUUGCAACAAUGUGGAAUGCACUUUUUGAAUGGACAACAUCAUCUUCUUUGGCUUAUAUAUAUGGGAGAGAAGAAAGUUUCCAUGAAGAAUACCUAUCAGUUAAUGGGAGGGAGUAUCCACAGAAGAUUGUCAUACGAGAUGGUCGUUCUUCUGAAAUUAAAGAAACUCUUGCUGGCUGUAUUUCUCGUGCUUUACCUGCUAUUGUUACUGAUCUCAGAUUGCCAAUACCAAUAUCCACUUUGGAGCAAGGAAUGGGGCAUCUAAUAGAUACAAUGUCUUUUGUGGAAGCACUUCCAGCAUUCAGAAUGAAACAGUGGCAAGUAAUUGUUCUUCUGUUUAUUGAUGCUCUUUCUGUAUGUAGAAUACCUGCCCUCACUCCGCAUAUGACUAAUGGGAGGAUGCUCCUUCACAAGGUGCUGGAUGGUGCCCAGAUAAGUAUGGAAGAGUAUGAGGUUAUGAAGGAUCUCAUAAUACCACUUGGCCGAGCACCUCAUUUCUCUGCACAGAGUGGGGCUUGACAUUAGAUCCAAGUCAUUCUUCCAACUGUUGCUGAUAAUAUUUGGAUACUGUACAUUGGUCCCUUAUUUUCUUCUCCUGGAAGUUUUACAAGGUGCACUCUUGGACAUCCAACAACUGUAAUUAAUGUUUAGGGUUUAGUCAUAUAUAAAUAUCCAUGUUAUUGCAGUUUUGAAA
Molecule: messenger RNA, 2319 nt
Organism: Theobroma umbraticum
Lineage: Eukaryota; Viridiplantae; Streptophyta; Magnoliopsida; Malvales; Malvaceae
Product: RNA polymerase II subunit B1 CTD phosphatase RPAP2-like protein
Cellular component (GO): cytoplasm; nucleus
Molecular function (GO): RNA polymerase core enzyme binding; RNA polymerase II CTD heptapeptide repeat phosphatase activity
Source: RefSeq, a predicted model, not a curated record